AUGGACUGAAGGAUUACUAUUACUAUCAUCGCGGUUGCGAUAUUUGUCGGAUGUCUUAUUUUCGGAUUCAUCCCACUGUGGAUCCCACUUUCAGAGGUAAAGCUGAAGUUUGUGACCCUCCUGGGGGCAGGACUCCUGUGCGGGACAGCACUGGCUCUCAUCAUCCCUGAGGGAGUGGAUAUGAUGGAGGAGUCCUGGCGAGCCUCGUCCUGCUCUGCAGCAUCAGCCAGUUCAAACACCAGUGCACGUCACAGUCCAAACGCCAGUGCACCUCACAGUCCAAACGCCAGUGCACCUCACAGUCCAAACGCCAGUGCACGUCACAGUCCAAACGUCAGUGAGGUGCAGGAGACCCCCUCAGAGACUUGCUACCCUCCUCGUGUCUGCAUUGGCGUUGCCUUAGUUGUCGGGUUCACCUUCAUGUUUGUGGUGGAUCAGAUAGGAACUUACCUUUCGAUGCGCUUGUCACGUACUGAUUUGCCUCACAGCACCAGCAUCAAAACAACUCUUGGGCUACAGUUUCAUUCUGCAGCUGAUGGCAUUGCUCUGGGUGCAGCUAUGUUCUCUGCUGAGGAGACAGUGAAGGUCAUAGUAUUUUUUGCUGUAAUUCUGCACAAGGCACCUACAGCUUUUGCCUUGGUCUCCUUUUUGAUGCAUGCAGGCCUGGGGAGGAAAGACAUACAAGUACAUCUACUGUGCUUUUCAGCUGUUGCACCUCUAUUUGCCAUAUGCACGUACGUCAUAUUGCACAUGGUGAGAAGCACAAAUCAGUCAUCUUGUGACAAAUUUAGUUUAACAGGACUGGGAAUGCUCUUCUCUGCUGGGACUUUCCUCUAUGUGGCCACAGUGCAUGUUCUCCCUCAGGUCAGCAGCAAGGGGCAGCAGCAGCCCCCUCCACCUUUCCAGGAACACAGUGGAGCUGAGGUGCAGCAGCACAAGCACCUGGGCUUCCUGGAGAGUCUCACUUUUGUUCUGGGGGCGGGACUCCCUCUGCUGGGUCUGGCGCUCAUAGAUGACUGAGAACAUGCUAGAGCAGUGCAGUGGGCAGGGCAUGAUGCUGCACCUUGAGGGCAAACUGUGAACACAUGCUCAGUCCACACAGUGCUGUAUGAAACUAGGGUAAAGGGUAAAGUACACAG
Myripristis murdjan (pinecone soldierfish) is the source of this 1139-nucleotide messenger RNA. RefSeq names its product zinc transporter ZIP9-like. Gene Ontology annotation, cellular component: membrane. NCBI's taxonomy places the organism in Eukaryota, Metazoa, Chordata, Actinopteri, Holocentriformes, Holocentridae. Gene Ontology annotation, molecular function: metal ion transmembrane transporter activity. The record is from RefSeq and is a predicted model, not a curated record. The transcript has 7 exons. Gene Ontology annotation, biological process: zinc ion transport; transmembrane transport.